UGAACUUCAGUUGCUCCCAUAAAUCUGAUGACAGAGAACGCCUUUUAGUUUCCCACAGCACAUCUUCAUAUAAUUCAGUAAUCAUCAGUCAUUAAGCUCCACAAAGGUUCUUAAAACUUCUCAAACCGAAGAUAUUAAGCACUCUCCUUGAAAGUCUCUGCUUCUUAGAAAUCCAUUCUUUCUUAAAUUUCUGCUUUCCUGUUGCCAUGGAGAAGGUCCAGUACAUAACUCGCUCUGCUCUGAGGAGAGCCUCAACUAUUGAGGUGCAUCCACAAACACGGCAAAGGCUUCAGGAGCUUUUUGUAAACUUCUGUCUUAUCUUGAUAUGUUUGUUGCUAAUAUGCAUCAUUGUGAUGCUUCUUUGAAGUCCAGUAUUUUUGAUUGAUCUUCACUACCUUAUGCAAUGGGAAAUGCACCAGAAGGAGAAAAGAACCAAACAAGAAACAUCCAGCACAAGGAAAUCUAUGCCAGAAAGUCCAGCACUCGGUCUAAAAAAUUUCUCACCACCUCCACUCUUACUCACUGUAACCAUUAAAAGCACCUUGUACUGAACAGUGAUUUGAAAAUUACUAUCACAAGACGAUGCAUGAGCUAAUUUGCCUGCUUUAUUUUUAAAGGAAGACUUCUGUGAAUGUUGAUGAUUAGUGUUAUGUGUAAAAUGUCCAGCUAUAAAAAUUUAAAUAGCAGCCUUGAAAUUUUGGUUCCAGAUUAUUUGUUUGUUAUUACUAAUCAGCUAUAAAUGUUUACUUUCAUGAAUAAAAAAUGGGCUGAAUGCACUAUUAUUAAAUGCACAAUUAAAUCAUUAUAUAUUCUAGGAGAUAUGUGUAACUUGAGUACUUGGAUUGUUAACUGAAGCAUUUAUUAAUUUCUUUUCCCCUACAUAUUCAUAAUAUAAGCUUUGAAAAAAUAAUAAAGCAUUGCAUAUUUAUUGCCUGGUUCUACUGAAAUGCAAGUCUAAAUAUACCUUCUAUAUCUAUAUAUUGGUUUGCUUGUAACUUUCAACUAGUAUCAUAGGGCAACAAUUUUUGAAUCAAUGUACCUGAAAUGGGAUAACUUAAAAAAUACAUCCAAAAUCUGUGAAAUUGAAAUUUUGCAAGAUAAUGAUGAUCAUUUCCAAUGCUCCUUGCAAGCCUUCCUCCUGGCCAGCAGAAAGUUGCUCCUGCUCCAACCUGCUUGUUUGCCUGGCUGUGGUCAUUCUGUUUUUCUGAUUAGUUAAGGAAAUAUCUCGAAAAUGAUCUCAUGGAUUGUCUAGUUUGAUAUAUUUAUAAAUAUGGAAUAUAUUCUCUCCUGUAACACUAGUGAUAUCUCCCAGGUAACUCAUUUGCAGUUGCUCUUCAUUCAUAUAAUUUAGCAAGAGGACUAGAUGGUGAAUUCUUGCAAGUUUAAUCUUUUCAUGUUUUUGUUCCAGAAAGAAUCAGUCACUGCCAAAAUAAAUCUGUACAACGGCUUUUUAUUGGUUGCAUUAGAAGUUCAACCUGUUGUCAGAUUGCAUAUAACAAAUAGCAUUUGUUUUUUUUAGCACAGCUAUGAAAGGUAUUGGACAAAAAAACUCUUAUGAGUCAAGAAAUGCUCACACAAGAGUACUGCAACCCACACAUAUGUCAACUGUAACUCACUGUGACUGAACUGAACCUGCUUAUAACAGCAAUCAAGAUUUCUAGUGCAAGAAAAAUAAGUGCAAAGUUUGCCACAAUGGAUUUUGCUGCAAAUAGAGGUCUCAACCUGUUACUCAAUUUUCUACUUAUUUUUUUUGGUUCUUGUUCUUAUGUUCAUUCUUGUAAAGCUCAUGUGAGGGUUUUUUUUUAAAAAAAGUCUUCAUUUAUGCCAUCAUGGUAACUUGAACCUUCAAACUGUAUGAAUAUAAAGAACAAAAUGAACAAGACAAAAAAAAGCCUAGACUUAACAUUCUGCAAAUCAGGGAAGCUUUCACUGAAAUAAAAAAAAUAUAUAUUAUUUUUACAACGGAACUGAUCAGAUCAACAGCACAAUCUGAAGCCUGAAGUAGAAAAAAGGAAAAACAAACAUGAAAUUCUCUACAGGAAGAAAAUAAUGGAUGUGAACAUGGAAUCACCUGUGACUUUUAUAUUGGAGAUAAGGGCAAAUAACCACUGAGGAAUUAGAAAAACUACAUGAAGACAAAUACUUAUUUAGAGUAAAUUUCCGCAUAUUUGAUGAUGAUACCUAUACACGGGAAUAAAAAUGAGCAUAAUGAGACUUUGUUUGAAUAAUCAUGCAUAAGAUUACACUGCUUAUUAUUGUUAAUAUUACAACAGGGCAUUUAUAUUCUAUUAUAAAGUGCUAUAAUAGAGUAUUAUAGUAAUAACAUUUUUAGCAAACCAUAGAAUACUCUUUCCACUAAAAUCGUAUUAACCUUCCCAUACUUUAUGUACUUCUAAGCCUGCUUGUCUCUUUUGUAGGGAUUUAUUCUGGGAUGUCUGCCUCUCAAAUUCACUACUGUUAGAAAGUUUCAGACUAAGUCCUAUUCAAUUACUCACUCCCUAUGCCUUUCAUGCAGAUGAGAGGAAUCUAAAAGACAUUAUAACAUAUGACUUUAAGGUUUUUUUAUGUAUUUAUUUUUGUUGUGAUGGCAUUGCAAGUUAUAACUUUGAGCAGACUGCAGAAACUAAGAAUGCACAAUUUCUUUGUAAGCAAAAUAUUUCCAUUUGCCAUUUUUUCUCUUCUUAUCUUUAUUUCACACAGAAAUGAAACACCCAGUGAAAUUAUACUAGAAGUUAUUACAAUUUUUGAUGUCCUCUGCCAGCUUUCCACAAUCAAAAUCAAUGGGAAACAGGAACUUGGAAGUCAGUUACCUGAGGUCCUCGCUUUACAAACCUAUGCAGUCCUCACUUAAUGAACACAUCUGGGACUGCUGGAACUGUCAUCACUAAGUGAUAUGGUUAUGUGACAUCACACUUUACAACCGCAUUGCUUAGGGAUGGCAAUUCUGAUCCCAAUUGUUGUCUAACCCAAGGAUUACCUGUAUCCGUGGAAGGUAUGUGCAUGUGUGCCCAUCUUAGGACAAAACUUUGAGAAUUCUGGCAAUAUAAUAAGUGUUACAAGAUGAACUAAGUUUGAUAACAUAUCUUCAGAAAACAGCUACCAAAUCUUUAAAACUUUUCAAAAAUACAAAUAAUUAUAACAAAAAUUCCUGAUAAUCUAGAAACAUAGUAGAAUGUCUGAAUAUAAACUUUUGUGAAAUCUUUAUACACAUCUGAGUAACUCAUCUAUACUUUAGUUAUUUAAAAAUUUCAGAUUUAUUUUAGCAGACUAUACUUCUUUCUCAAGGUAACUUAGGCCAUUAGCCUUGGCUUCUGAAGUCUGGAAUGUUGCCAUUCAAAACACAAAUAUCUUGUUAUAUUGGAGAGAGGGGGCACUUAUUUAAAUAUGACCUGGAAUACAGUAAAAUUUGACAUUUUGAGGAAUUUCAAGAACAACCAGCUCAGGUCUUCCCAAAUUGCUGCAUCUUGUUGAGAUUUAUAGGAAGGCUACAAUUAGUAAAAAGAAAAAAAAAAUCUACACACAUUCAGGUAGUCCUCAACUUACAACCAUUCGUUUAGUGACUGUUUGAAGUUAUGGUGGCAUUGAAAAAAGUGACUUAUGAAGAGUUCUUACACUUACAACCAUUGCAACAUCCUCACGGUCAUACGUGGGUAUUUGGCAACUAACAUGUAUUUGUGACAGUUGAAUUGUCCUAGAAUCAUGUGAUCACCAUUUGCAAUGUUUCCAGCCAGCUUCUGACAAGCAAAAUCAAUGGGGGAAACCAGAUUUGCAUAAUGACCACCUGAUUCAUUUAACAACUGCAGUGAUACACUUAACAACCACAGCAAAAAGGUCAUAAAAUGGGGUGUGAUUCACUUAAUAACUACCUUACUUAGCAAUGGAAAUGUUGAGCUCAAUUGUAGUCAUAAGUCAAAGUCUACCUGCAUGAAAAUGUCAGUACAAAUACUUCAACAAAUGCACUUGGUUAUUGAUACGUUAUCAUGUCAUUUAUUUUAAUGUAUCAACAGUGUCAAAUUUUGCUGAAUAAUGAAAAAGAAGAUAACAUGUUCCAUCUCUACAAAUAAUGUGUAACAAUAUUAAUUUCCUCACUAACUCAGCAGCAGCAAUAUCACAAGGGAAGAAAACUCAAAUUAUAUGACUUGAUUAGAUUAUGACUUCCUCUAUUUCUCAGCAUAAAAUUAUUUUCACAACACACAAUAAAACAUAGGCAUAUAAGUGAAUCUUCACCAUUAUAGGAUUUGUAAAGUUAUUAAAGAAAAAAAAUCUUAUUAAAGCAUUCUAAAUGACAGAAAACCAAACGUUUCCCUCUUUUAUUCUUUUAAAUAUAUGAUAUUAUUAACAGCUAGCAAAGGAUCCAGAUCAUAUUAGAAUUAUGACACCAAGGUAAAUUACCUGUGUGUAUCUUGUUGUUACUAUUAUUAUUUUCAUAUCACUUAUUGUUCUGUGUCACACUGGGAAUGUUAAAUGAAACUGUUACAUAAUUAUUGUUCCUAAUUAUGACAUACCUGACAAAUCUGUGAAGUGGUCAACUCUUAUAGUCAUGAGGCUAAGAAACAACGAAGACUUUACUCUUAAUUUUGCUUCUACGCUAAACUCACUAAAAGACUUUACCUAAAACAUUACUUCUUCCCUUUAGCCUUAUCCCUCUACCAUACGGAGAAAGAAAACAGCCUACCUUAUAAGGUUCUACUAAUUAUUAAAUACUGUGUUCUAUGUCAAGUAAAUAAAACUAAGUUUAUAAA
Molecule: messenger RNA, 4742 nt
Organism: Pantherophis guttatus
Lineage: Eukaryota; Metazoa; Chordata; Lepidosauria; Squamata; Colubridae
Gene: PLN
Product: phospholamban
Biological process (GO): negative regulation of calcium ion import into sarcoplasmic reticulum; negative regulation of ATPase-coupled calcium transmembrane transporter activity; negative regulation of heart rate
Cellular component (GO): sarcoplasmic reticulum; membrane
Molecular function (GO): ATPase inhibitor activity
Source: RefSeq, a predicted model, not a curated record